Messenger RNA from Neurospora crassa OR74A, 1251 nucleotides. RefSeq lists its product as hypothetical. The transcript has a single exon. Bases 94 to 456 code for a protein of 120 amino acids. The record is from RefSeq and is a predicted model, not a curated record. NCBI's taxonomy places the organism in Eukaryota, Fungi, Ascomycota, Sordariomycetes, Sordariales, Sordariaceae.
CGACCCUGGAUAGCCGUCUGCAGAAUUGGAGUAUCUACCCCUAGAGAUACUGAAUCAAUACCAGGAGGCGAUAAGGAGACAUUUGUCUACUUGAUGUUACAGUUAAAGUUCAUCACGAGUUAUCCGUUCAUUGGAAUCUGUAGCUUUAGUGCCGUCGAAACAUCCGGUCAGUCAAUACCCUACGGAUUAUCGGACGGUUCUCUUUCUCCCCUUUCCGCUCUCAGAGAAUAUGAUUCAAGAUCCCAACCCCUUACCUCUUCUUCUUCUUCUUUUCCUCCCGCUGUCUUUCCCACAACUCAAAAUCCUCCUUCUUCUCCGUUUUCCCCGAAUUCCAUCACCUCCCCACACCAUAGCACCAACUCGUCCUCUGUUCCUUUCUGCCAUACCCAUCCCAUAGGCUUAAAACUCCCACACACCACCAAUCAAUCCAACACAGCCUGUACCACACUAGUCUAGAGCCUUGAUCAAUAUCUCCUGCGACUCCGGCGUUGAGUCUGGCCAGUAACCGGGCGUCUUUCCAAAAAGUCCGGAUCAGAGAGACGGGGUCUAUCAAUCUCGACCUACUUGCAAAGCAUCCGCUCCCACAUAUCCGUAGUGUACCUUCCGCGGUGCUGGUGGCGGACAACACCGUUCAUCCUCUUAACUACCCAGUUUCGAGACCCUUGAAGCGACUUCGGCAAGCCAUUUCAUGUCACGUUCAUGUGCGACAGCCUUACCUUUGAAUUGGACGUCGAUUUUAUGGUACAUUGAUUUUCCAUGUUUAUACCCAGGGCUUGGGCGGCUGAGGCUAUGGUUUUGUUCGUGAGUUUGGUGGGAUGCUUGAUGAGACACUUUGAAGGGGGUGGCGAUGCUUGCAGAAGCCGGUCGAGAGGGUCGUUAGGGUUGGCGGCGCAUGUACGCUUCCAGUGGUAAUGGUAGCUGUGGUAUUUGUAUUGGGAGCAGAUGAGGAAGGGCUGGAUGCGGCUUCGGAGGGGAAGAGUUGCUUUCGUUUGCUCCUGCUGUUUUUUUUCUGAGGGUUGCCGCUGGGGCGGUUAUUGGAAAGAUGGAUGAAGCUGUUUAAAUCGGGGUGGUAGUGGUAAGAGCAGCAACAGGCUCGUGUUGGCAGAGUAUCGUCGUGACCUUCUUUAGCCCCCCUCUCUUCUUGAGAAGCUCCAGAUUCCACCGCCAGCGUUCCUGUUAUCUCCUUCUAGAGUCUUCCCUCUUCUCUAAAUUCAGCUUCAGCUAGCCAAUUGCCUCUUAACGGACCUCUAA